Messenger RNA from Osmia bicornis bicornis, 979 nucleotides. RefSeq names its product leucine-rich repeat and transmembrane domain-containing protein 1-like. The record is from RefSeq and is a predicted model, not a curated record. Gene Ontology annotation, molecular function: protein binding. The transcript is spliced from 2 exons. Gene Ontology annotation, cellular component: plasma membrane. Bases 12 to 836 code for a protein of 274 amino acids. Lineage: Eukaryota; Metazoa; Arthropoda; Insecta; Hymenoptera; Megachilidae.
UUCUGAACAAGAUGAGGGACCUCCUCGGGUUUGCGAUUUUGGCUACGUGUCUGACUGUCUGUUUGGCGAAUUGUCAGCCAGGACUGAAUGGGCUUGAUAAUUGGUACCAAUGCGAGGGGCUGAACGAUUUGAACUUACAGAUUCCAUCAGGAGCUGCUGGAAUCAACAUUAUCAACUCAAACACCAGUAAAAUAAAUGCAGAUGCUUUUUCCAAAUUCUCUGAUUCUCUCAUAGAGUUAAAUAUAACCGGAUGCGGGGUAGCAGAGAUAGAGCCCAAUGCAUUUAGAGGUCUCUCGAAAUUACAAGUGCUCGGUUUGGUCAACAACAAAAUUCGAAAAAUCGAUGCUUCUUGGAUCAAGGAUCUGCCAAAUCUGAGAGAAUUGAUCCUAUGGCGUAAUCGCAUCACCGAUAUUGAUCCUUCCUUCUACGAUCUUCUACCCGAACUGAAAGUCUGGGAUAUCGCGUACAAUGAUUUGAACGCGUGCCUGUCCCCGGAUCUACUGAAGAAGCUGAAGAAACUCCGAAGAAUUUUAAUCGCCGGCAAUCCCUGGUCUUAUCGGUGUCGCUCCUCGAUGACCUGGUACCUCGGCAGCAACCACAUUCGUUUCAUCAAGGAUUGGAGCAUCAGUGAUUUAUUGAUCGAAGAAUGCUUGGCUCACGAACCGGGCGCGGAUACGAGUGAUACAAUUUUAAACACAUGCGUCGAUCGCAAAGUGGGAUCCUCCGAUACGUUACCAUACAGCGUAGCUGGAUUAAACGAACAAGUUCGUGAAUUAACCAAAAAGGUUUCUGAUUUGCGAGCUGAUGUUGACUUGCUGAAGAAAGCUAAACAGUGAUCGUACAAUUUAACCAUUGCUUCUCGCUUUAGCUAUUGCAAACUUGCAAAUCUAUGUAUCAGCUUGAGGACGCUAUGCUUUUGAAACUUUAUUAUGUAAUUUUGUAAUACUUUGAGUAAUAAAUAUUAUAAACUCAUUAUCAA